This is a messenger RNA of Phialemonium atrogriseum, 546 nucleotides long. RefSeq lists its product as uncharacterized. NCBI's taxonomy places the organism in Eukaryota, Fungi, Ascomycota, Sordariomycetes, Cephalothecales, Cephalothecaceae. The record is from RefSeq and is a predicted model, not a curated record. The transcript is spliced from 2 exons. The coding region runs from base 1 to 546 and encodes 181 amino acids.
AUGGUCCGCAACAAGAAACGCUUGUACGUCGCCCUCUACGAGAGUGGCAUCGACGACGACGAUGACAACGACGAGAGAAGAUACUCCUGGGCCCUCCUGAUUGGCCCCAAGAACGAGAAGGGCAGCGAUCCGGUCCCCGGCACGCUGCACCACGUCAUCACGGCCAUGGACCUGCCGUGGAAGUACGAGGAGCAGGCCGUCGUCGACGUCCGGCGGCACCCGGGCCUGCUGUCGCGGAUCAUGGUCGGCAAGAUCGCCGACGAGGCCCGCGCCGUCGAGAUCCUCCGCGCCGUCCCCGACGACCGCGAGGAGGAGGACCCGGGCUGCUGGGGCCCCAGCUCGUGGGUGGGCGCCGCGCUCGCCGCGCUGGUCGCUGACCCGGUCGCCAUGGGCCCGUCGUCGGUUAUGCUGUGGGAUGGCGUCGAGGUCGUUGCCCGGGCCCACGUCAAGAAGAAUAUGGAGGCCGGCCGGUACUCCGGUGAGGAGGAUAUGGACAAGCCUCGGCCCACGUUCGAUUUGAUGACCAGCGAGGAGAUAUGGGAGUGA